Aspergillus chevalieri is the source of this 2727-nucleotide messenger RNA. It is a transcript of the gene anxc4, whose product is annotated as annexin ANXC4. Lineage: Eukaryota; Fungi; Ascomycota; Eurotiomycetes; Eurotiales; Aspergillaceae. The transcript has 2 exons. Gene Ontology annotation, cellular component: cytoplasm. Bases 1 to 2727 code for a protein of 908 amino acids. The record is from RefSeq and is a predicted model, not a curated record. Gene Ontology annotation, molecular function: calcium-dependent phospholipid binding; calcium ion binding.
AUGUCACUGCAGGUCAACGGCCCAUGGUCGCGCGGCCGGUCCAGCAGCCGAACCCGCGAACGUUCCAAGUCUCGCGGUGCCCGGAGCCGAAGUAGAGUAUCCUCCGCCGUUCCACGGACCAGCAAAUCUUCCCUUACUUCCUUGGACGACAACCCACCACGGUCCCGAUCGCGCGGUCCCCGCAGCAGCAGAGCACCCAGCGCCGUGCGUGGCCAUCGCAGCAAGUCACGGUCGCGGUACGAUAUCGAUACUGAGGGGGGAGAUGGAGGGAAUGCGAGCGAUUAUUACCGUCGGGGCACAAGUCGACGGCCUCGUCGGGAAUAUUAUCAUUCGGGUGAUGAGGGUGAUGAUGGGCAGGAAGCGAGCUAUUACCUGAAGUCCACACCUAGUACUGGCUCCAAGUUUGAUAAGAAGGCUGAGGAGUCAGAUGACUCGUCUGUGGACGAGAGAUUGGCGUAUGGCGAUAUGCCGGGGGAGAGGAAAAAGUCGUCGAAUCGACGAUCCAAGUUCUGGUCUACGCUCCGCGACUCGGCGACCGAGCUAGCACAGCAGGCUGUUGCGGCGCAAGCUGCGCAGAAUAAACCGGAAUCGCCAAAGCCCAAUCUCCCACCGCGUCCUGGAUCACAGCCGCUGCCAGAGGCCCCGGGCCCUGGCUAUGCUCGACCAGAGCCGUUCAAGUACGGGUAUGCGAGCCCGCAGCAGCACAACUACCCCACGUAUCCGCCGACGUCGUCUGCGAUGCCGUCUAAUUGGGCGCCUAUUCCGGAGUGUGAGAUGCCGGGUUUCGUGCCGCCAUCGUCGCAGGGCGAAGAGCAUUCUUCUAUGCCUGGGGCUUUCCCGCCUCCUGAGACAUCGCAGCCGGCUACGACAGGGCCGCCUAUGCCGCAGUAUGCGAAUCCAGCGCCGUACACAAAUGCCUAUGUGCCUCAUAGCGCGCAUUAUAGUGCGAGUCCGGUUUAUUCAUCUACGACGGGCGCGUAUAAUCCGGGUUCUUAUGCGCCGGCUCCUCAUACUUCGUCGGGGGAGGGACCCCCGCGGCCGGCGUAUGCGAAUCUUCCGCCGUUCCAAUACGCGCAGAUUGAUCCCAAUAUAAGGUAUGGUUCGAAGAAUUCAUCGAGGCCGUUUAGCUAUCCUGCGGUGCCGCAACCCUCCAGGCCGCCCGCUGCUAGCUCGAGCCACCAGAAACCUGCACCUCCACCGGCUGCACCUGCACCACCAGCUUCACGACCCCCCGCAGCGCCUGCGCCGCCGGCACCGGCUGCGCCGACUCCUCCACCGAAGCGUCCUGCGAAGCCUCAGAUUUCCGUGUCGACGGGACAAGCUCCUACGACAAGCAAUGACCAUCACUACGUGGAAAUCACGCCGGGAGGCCGCACCCGCCCACCCAGCAACUCAGUGUCGUCUGCCAACCUCACCGUUGAUAGACCCGACCCAAGCCAGCGACCGGCCAGUCCUCUGCAGGAACCAUAUCAGGGCACGUACCAGACUAUUUCGCCUAUGCCCUCGCCCAUAGUCAUUCCUGCUAGACCGGAAGAUGAUUUCUCGGACUCGGAGACGCUGGAUCCGAAGCGAACACAUAGACGGAAGAAGUCCAGAGAUGACCGGGAGUCAAAGGAUGAGGGGUCCAGCAGACGCGAGAGGAGCAGGGUCCGACAUGAACGGCACAGUUCCACGCAGAGCCUGGAGCCUGACAACGUGCUUCUGAUUUCACCGGGCGUAUCGCAAAACAAACGCGUGUCGUUCUACAACCCAACACGUGAUGCACUUGCGAUGCAGGAAGCCCUCUCGCACACGCGCCAUAUCGACCACAAGACACUCAUCCACAUUCUGCCUCGUUUGAGUGAUGAGGAGAUUCUCGACAUGCGCAAGGAAUACAAACACCACGUCAAAGUCCACGGCAAGGGCGUCAACGUCGCCAAACACAUCCACCUAAAACUCGGCAACACACCCUUCGGCAAAGUCUGCUACGCCACCGCCCUCGGACGCUGGGAAUCAGAAGCCUUCUGGGCAAACUGCUACUACCAAUCCGGCAGCUCGCGACGAGAACUCCUAAUCGAAUCGCUAAUGGGCCGUCGGAACUCGGAAAUCCGCGCCAUCAAGGAAUCUUUCCGCGACUCGCGCUACAACGACAGUCUCGAGAAGUGCAUGAAGUCAGAGCUGAAAGCUGAUAAAUUCCGGACAGCCGUGCUACUCGCGCUGGAUGAGGGACGGCAGAGCGAGCGCCAGCCGAUGAAUGAGGAACUGAUCGACCGGGAUGUGGAGGAGUUGCAUCGCGCGCUGAUCUCCCGCGACGGUGGCGAGACAGCUAUGAUCUUUAUUAUUGUGCGGAGGAGCGACUCGCAUCUGCGCGAGGUGUUGCGUACUUAUGAGAAGGUUUACCGGCAUAAUUUCGCCAAGGCGAUGAUUUCCAAGUCGCCGAAUCUUGUCGGUGAAACCCUAGCGCACAUCCUCAACGGUGCCAUCAACCGCCCCAUGCGCGACGCAAUGCUCCUGCACCAGGCACUCCACGAAUCGCAGACUGGCAAAGAGCGCUCGGAAUUGCUGAUUUCACGGCUCGUGCGUUUACAUUGGGAGCCUAAGCAUCUGGAGCAGGUGAAGCAUGAGUUUCGGAGGAGGUAUCGGGAGAGACUUGAGGAGGCGAUUGCGGAGGAGGUGCUGCCGAUUAAUGGGGGGAGUGAGUGGGGGGAGUUUUGUAUUGAGUUGGCGAGGAGCUGUAAUAAGGAGUGA